UUCUCACGUUGUCAUCUCCAUUUUCCCGAGAGAGAGAGAGAGAGAGAUCUUAGAGAGAAAGGGAGCACAAAUGGUGGUGGAGCGAGACAUAGACGAUCUGCCGAAGAACGAGGCGAACCACACGGCAUUAACGCCGCUGUGGUUUCUGGAGAGAGCAGCUGUGGUGCACCCCACCAGGAAAUCGGUGGUCCAUGGAUCUCGUCACUACACGUGGCUCCAGACUUACCAGCGCUGCCGUCGUGUGGCCUCCGCCCUCAACAACCACUCCGUCGGCCUCGGUUCCACGGUAUCAAUAAUUGCACCAAAUGUUCCAGCCCUUUAUGAAGCACAUUUUGGAAUUCCAAUGGCAGGAGCUGUGUUAAACACUGUCAAUGUCCGUCUAAAUGCAUCGACCGUUGCUUUCCUUCUUGGUCAUUCAUCAUCUGUAGUUGUGAUGGUGGAUCAAGAAUUUUUCACCUUAGCUGAGGAGGCUUUGAAGAUUUGGGCAGAGAAAAGCAAAGGCCAAUACAAGCCUCCACUCUUAAUUGUCAUAGGUGAUGAAAGCUUGGAUCCUAAGGGACUCAAAUAUGCUCUGGGAAGAGGCGCCAUUGAAUAUGAGAAAUUCUUGGAAACUGGUGACCCUGAGUAUGCCUGGCAACCACCAAAGGAUGAGUGGCAGAGUAUUGCUUUGGGUUAUACUUCCGGAACAACAGCCAGCCCUAAGGGGGUGGUGUUGCACCAUCGUGGGGCUUAUUUGAUGUCUUUAAGUGGUGGUCUUGUCUGGGGGAUGAAUGAAGGAGCUGUAUAUCUUUGGACUCUACCCAUGUUCCAUUGCAAUGGUUGGUGUUACACUUGGGCACUUGCAGCUUUUUGUGGGACAAACAUAUGCCUUCGACAGGUUACAGCCAAGGCAGUCUAUUCAGCAAUACACAAGUAUGCUGUGACUCACUUUUGUGCUGCACCCGUGGUGCUCAACACCAUUGUCAAUGCUCCAGAAGACGAUACCAUCCUUCCUCUCCCUCAUGUUGUACACGUAAUGACAGCUGGUGCUGCUCCUCCACCUUCUGUUCUCUUUGCAAUGUCCCAAAGGGGGUUCAAAGUCACCCACACUUAUGGUCUAUCCGAAACUUAUGGCCCCGCCACAGUAUGUGCAUGGAAGCCUGAGUGGGACUCCCUUCCCCCUGAAACCCAAGCUCGGUUAAAUGCGCGUCAAGGUGUUCGGUACAUUGGUUUGGAGAGAGCAGAUGUUCUGAACCCUCGCACUAUGGAACCUGUUCCUGCAGAUGGAAAAACUGUGGGAGAGAUAAUGAUGCGGGGAAAUCUUGUAAUGAAGGGUUAUUUAAAGAACCCGAAGGCAAAUGAGGAAACUUUUGCAAACGGGUGGUUUCAUUCUGGUGAUCUUGCCGUGAAACAUCCAGAUUCAUACAUAGAAAUCAAAGACAGAUCAAAGGACAUUAUCAUAUCGGGAGGUGAGAAUAUCAGUAGUGUGGAGGUAGAGAACAUUCUAUAUCAACACCCAGCCAUAUUGGAGGUAUCAGUGGUUGCAAGGCCAGAUGAGAAGUGGGGAGAGACUCCUUGUGCUUUUGUGACAUUGAAGCAAAGCGUUAAUAAGUCCGAUGAAAAGCGUGUGGCAGAAGAUAUAAUGAAGUUCUGCCGGGAAAAGAUGCCGGCUUAUUGGGUUCCCAAAUCUGUCUUGUUCGGACCAUUACCAAAGACAGCUACUGGGAAGAUACAGAAGCAUUUGCUGAGGACAAAAGCCAAAGAGUUGGGACCUGUCAAGAUGGUGAGCAAGUUAUAAAUGUAUGAUGUUUCUCAUUGUACAAAAACCAAUAAGAGCUUGCGGCAUAUUUAGUUGUGUCAAUGUCAAAAUUGGUUCACUUGGACUACAUGAAAUGGAUAUUUUCAGGAUGGUUCAUGGGACUUGAAGUAUAUACAGAUUAUGUUGAAUGGUUCUGCAAUAAUUCAAAUCGAUGUUAGUGUGCA
This is a messenger RNA of Rosa chinensis, 1962 nucleotides long. Its product is annotated as acetate/butyrate--CoA ligase AAE7, peroxisomal. The record is from RefSeq and is a predicted model, not a curated record. Lineage: Eukaryota; Viridiplantae; Streptophyta; Magnoliopsida; Rosales; Rosaceae. The transcript is spliced from 3 exons. The coding region runs from base 71 to 1777 and encodes 568 amino acids.